Magnolia sinica is the source of this 4877-nucleotide messenger RNA. RefSeq names its product enhancer of mRNA-decapping protein 4-like. NCBI's taxonomy places the organism in Eukaryota, Viridiplantae, Streptophyta, Magnoliopsida, Magnoliales, Magnoliaceae. Gene Ontology annotation, cellular component: P-body. The transcript is spliced from 12 exons. Bases 534 to 4640 code for a protein of 1368 amino acids. Gene Ontology annotation, molecular function: protein binding. The record is from RefSeq and is a predicted model, not a curated record. Gene Ontology annotation, biological process: deadenylation-independent decapping of nuclear-transcribed mRNA.
GAGGAAAAGGAAACUUGUUCUUUUCAUAGAUACCAUUACUGCUACGGAAAAGAAACAUUCUACUCUCUUUUAUAUUUCCUCCUACAAGUAUAUAAGUAUAUAGAUUUCAUAAAAAUAAGAUAUCAUAUCACUCAGAAAUUCCAUUAUCUUCACAAGAAACUGGUAAUGAAGGCCAAGAAAGCUACUAUUCAAUUCCAAAGAAAUCUUCUUAUCAUAAUCGAAUUAAGUCAAAAGCAGUACACUAAUUAAAUUUCUCUGUUUUCUUUGGCUCCCUACAAAGGAAUUGGGAAACAAUCCAAGAAAUGCAAAGGUGCUAAUUGUUUUUCUUUUUUCUUCUGUAAUUGUUGUGCAGAAUAAAGGAAGGAGUGAAGAAAGAGAGAAUGCAAGGAGUGGUUAAAGUAAGAUGGGAAAGAAAAGUCGAAGAAGCUAAGCAUUUUCAUCAAGUUAUCAAGAAGGCAAGCUUUCUAUAAGAGGUAGAUGUAUUGGAGUUCUCUCAAUCCAGAAUUCAAAAAGAAGUUUUUGUUGAUUCAGUCAUGAGUGAAACGAGUGUAGCAACAGCUGAGACUGCAAUGCUCCCAUCAGCGUCGGUGCAGCUGCCAAAGGGGCGGCAACUGGUCGGUGACCGGGUCACGUACGAUGUCAAUGUGGGAUUGCCUGGGGAGCUGCAGCCACAGCUCGAGGCCAUGGCGAUCGAGCUACAUGAGUUGGAUCCUGGAUUAGUUCUUGGACGGAAGAUUGCGGUGAACCGGACUUAUAUUUGCUACGGACUGAAGCCGGGUGCGAUUCGGGUGCUGAAUAUAAACACUGGACGGAUAUCUUUGCUUAAAGGUCAUACUCAGAGUGUCACUGACAUGGCUUUCUUCAGUGAGGAUGUUCACCUUUUGGCCAGUUCAAGCAUAGAUGGAAGGAUCUUUGUGUGGAAGAUUAAUGAAGGUCCUGAUGAGAAUGAUAAGCAACUGAUAACUGGAAAAGUCGUUGUCGCCAUUCAUAUGGUGGGAGAUGGGGAAUCAUUUCAUCCACACAUAUGUUGGCACCCUAUCACUCAAGAAAUUUUGGUUGUUACGAUUGGAAAUCGUAUUUUGAAAAUUGAUAUAACAAAAGUGGGGAAAGAUGAAGUGUUUACGGCAGAGAAACCUAUCAAGUGCCCUGUUGAGAAGCUGAUUGAUGGAAUCCAACUUGUUGGUAAACAUGAGGGGGAAGUGACUGACUUGUCGAUGUGUCAUUGGAUGAUUACUCGCCUAGUAUCUGCAUCAACAGAUGGCAUGGUAAAGAUCUGGGCAGAUGAGAAGGCAGUGCCCCUUGUAACGCUGAGGCCACACAAUGGCGAACCUGUUAACUCAGUUACUUUCCUGAUAGCACCUUGUCACCCUGACCACAUUGUUCUUAUAACAGCGGGUCAUCUGAAUCAAGAAGUGAAGGUAUGGGCCUCAGCAGGCAAAGAAGGGUGGUUAUUGCCUAGUGAUUGUAAAUCAUGGCAGUGCAUUCAGACCUUGGACUUGAAGAGUUCCACUGAACCUCGACCUGAAGAGGCUUUUUUCAACCACGUAGUGGUGUUGCCAGAUUCAGGCCUUCUUUUACAUGCAAAUGCCAAGAAAAAUGCUAUAUAUGCGGUGCAUGUAGAAUAUGGGCGAUAUCCAACAGCAACACGCAUGGAUUAUAUUACUGAGUUUACUGUCACAAUGCCUAUUUUGAGUCUAACAGGAAGAAGUGACUAUUCACCAGAUGGGAAACAUGUUGAGGUUUACUGCAUUCAGACACAGGCUAUUCAACAGUAUACCUUGGAUUUAUCUAAGUGCCUACCACCACCACUGAAGAAUGCUGGAAUUGAGAAGGUUUCUGGUAGUGAUUUUGCUGCAUUAGACCCAUGUUGCGGAAAUGUCCCAGCUGAGAUGCCUGUUGGAAGUGGUUCAGCUGCUGCUAAGUAUCCUGUAUUUUCGGGGAACCUGGAACUUCCCAUAGUUGAAUUGGCUACUUCAAGUUUUGAACCUAAACCAAGUGCUAUGCCACCUCAGAGUCUGAGGCUGUCAGGAAGACUAUCUUUUAGGAACCCAUCAAAUAACUUUGAGCCAGGUCCCACACUUUGCAAUCGUUGUGUUGAUCAACCAGUUCUUGAUUAUUCAGUUGAUAGGAGAGUGGAUGUUGGUUGUAUGAAGUUGACUGAUGUUCCUUCCUUAGAUGACAGCUCUGUGAAGGAUGGAAUUGAAGUUGGGAAAAAUGAUAUUUCUAUGGUACCAAAUCCUCCAAUCACAUUCAAAGUGGGUGAAAUACCAUUGAAGGUUGUUUCUUCUUCUGAGAGUAGUCUUGUUGGGCAGGGAUCGAAAGUGGGAGAAGAAAAGGUUCAAGAUAUUGCUGUAAGCAAUGAUAUUAAGAGUGGAGAAGUGGAGGUUAAAGAGGUGGGUCAGCAGCGGGAGUUAGAUUCUGAGAGAGAAAAGCAUAUUCUACACACAGGGAAGAAAGAAAAAUCCUUCUAUACCCAAGCAUCGGAUCUUGGGAUUGAGAUGGCCAAAGAAAGCUGUUCAUUGUCUACAGAAAUUUCAGGCAUGGAAGAAACUUGUCAGGUUAAAGAUGUUGGUGUUGCUGAGUUAUCGGACUGGCCUUCAAAUGCUGGUGAACUAGGCAUUCAGGACUUGAGUAAGGAUGUGCCUAAUACUAAAUCGAGUAUGGCAACUGUAUUUUCUCAGUCACCUUCAUUAGCUGGAAAAGUGUGGAAAAAGAAAGUAAAUCCCUCUCAAGUGGCAGGUCCAUCUUCCCCUUCCAUUAGCCCUUUCAAAUUUGCAGAAUCUUCAAAUGAACCAGAAGAAACUUGUCAGGUCAAAGAUGUUGGUGUUGCUGAAUUAUUGGACUGGCCUUCAAAUGCUGGUGAACUAGGCAUUCAGGACUUAAGUAAGGAUGUGCCUAAUACUAAAUCGAGUAUGGCAACUGUAUUUUCUCAGUCACCUUCAUCAGCUGGAAAAAUGUGGAAAAGGAAAGUAAAUCCCUCUCAAGUGGCAGGUCCAUCUUCCUGUUCCACUAGCCCUUUCAAAUUUGCAGAAUCUUCAAAUGAACCAGAAGAAACUUGUCAGGUCAAAGAUGUUGGUGUUGCUGAAUUAUUGGACUGGCCUUCAAAUGCUGGUGAACUAGGCAUUCAGGACUUAAGUAAGGAUGUGCCUAAUACUAAAUCGAGUAUGGCAACUGUAUUUUCUCAGUCACCUUCAUCAGCUGGAAAAAUGUGGAAAAGGAAAGUAAAUCCCUCUCAAGUGGCAGGUCCAUCUUCCUGUUCCACUAGCCCUUUCAAAUUUGCAGAAUCUUCAAAUGAACCAGGUAGCAGCAACGGCAGUCCUUCCAUGGAGACCAUUUUUACCCAAAUUCUGGCACUUCAGGAGAGUGUGAAAGAGCUUAUGACCAUUCAAAAGGAAAUACAGAAGCAAAUGACGGCUCUACUGGCUGUUCUUGUUAACAAAGAAGGUAGCAGAAUAGAGGCGGCCCUCAGCGAGAGCAUGGAGAAAGCUCUGAAGUCGAACUCUGAUGCUCUGUGGGAAUGCAUCCAAGAGGAGAACAAGAAACAGAAGUUAGAACGCGAUCGCAUAAAGCAGAUAGUGAGUUCGAUCUCGGGCUCUAUGAACACGAAGUGGCCAGCCAUGUCCAAGAAGACAUUAAAGCAAGAAAUUGCUGCAAUAGGACCAGCAGUAUCUCGCGCAAUUACCCCGAUUUUGGAGAACACUGUUUCUUCAGCUAUUGCUGAUUCAUUUCAGAGAGGGGUUGGAAACAAGGCAGCGAAUCAGUUGGAGAACUCACUCAACUCGAAACUCGAAGUGACAGUGGCCAGACAAAUUCAAGUACAAUUCCAAACAUCUGGGAAGCAAGAUUUUCAGGAUGCACUAAGGGCUAGCUUGGAAUCUUCGGUGAUUCCUGCAUUUGAGCAGGCAUGCAAAGCAAUGUUUGAGCAAGUUGAUGCUACAUUUCAGAAGGGGAUGGCUGAACACACUACUGCUGCACAACAGCAGUUUGAAUCCACACAUUCUCCGUUAGCAAUUGCUCUGAGGGAUGCAAUGAGCUCUGCAUCAUCCAUCACCCAAACCUUAAGUGGUGAACUAGCCAAUGGCCAGCGCAAUCUCUUAGCUUUCAUGGCAGCUGGAGCAAAUCAGAAAACGACGAAUCCAUUGGCUACACAACAAAACGAUGGACCUUUAGGUGUGCAACAUGACAUGGCCAUGACUAUGCAACAGGUUGAGGCACCUUUGGAUCCAAAGAAAGAGCUGGAAAGAUUAAUAUCUGAACAUAAGUAUGAGGAAGCAUUCACUUCAGCCCUUCAAAGAAGCAACAUCACCAUUGUUUCCUGGUUAUGUUCUCAGGUUGAUUUGCAAGGGAUACUAGCAGUUUUUCCUCUUCCUCUGAGUCAAGGAGUCCUGCUAUCCCUUCUCCAGCAGCUAGCAUGCAAUAUUGGAAAUGAGACCUCCAAGAAGCUAGAUUGGAUGAGAGACAUUCUUGCUGCUAUAGAUCCAGUGGACCCAAUGAUUACAGUGCAUGGGCGGCCGAUAUUUGAACAGGUUUAUCAGAUAUUGGACUACCAGAAGGCACUCCCAACCACCACAGUAACUGAAACAAACAGCAUCCGCCUCCUCAUGCAUGUAAUCAAUUCAGUAUUGAUGAACUACAAAUAACAUUGCUCUUUCUCAUUUGUGUUUGUGUAUAGAAAACUAGGAAGUGGGUAUGUGUCUUUGUAAAGAAGAGGAGGGGUUGAGGAAAGCUGGGUUUUAUUCAUGUUAGAUAUGGGCCCAUGUGGCCCAGCUGUGGGGCAACCAGUAGUCGAUGGAUCCCACAUGUUUUUCACUCCUCUCACCAAUGAGAUGGAGAUAGUUCUUACCUCAUCCAAACUCACUCUCUUGUCUUAUCAUAAA